Molecule: messenger RNA, 4512 nt
Organism: Topomyia yanbarensis
Lineage: Eukaryota; Metazoa; Arthropoda; Insecta; Diptera; Culicidae
Gene: Cdc27
Product: cell division cycle protein 27 homolog
Exons: 6
Coding region: 770-3688 (972 amino acids)
Biological process (GO): cell division
Molecular function (GO): protein binding
Source: RefSeq, a predicted model, not a curated record
GCGAUGGGUUUGCUUGCGAUGCAGAAGAGUGACCUCUCCUUCUCCUCACUAUAUACCUAGCUGCUGGUGGUAUUAAUUCGAUUGUGUGUCGUUGUCGUGUGCUCCAAGAGGAAAAAAGGAACGGGAAAUUUUGAACGCACUGUUCUGCGUUAAUUCGUGGAUAAUUGUUACGAUUUUCCUCGGAAAAAGUGUAUGAAUGCAAAAUCGCACUGUUAAGGCGUGAAGUAGUGUUCGAAGAAAAGAGUUUUCGACCUCGGAAGCCCCGAAAAUCUCGUUUUAUCAGUUGGCAAAGAAGGGGUUGCCUUGACAAGAGCUAGUCAGUGUUGUAUAGGGGAGUGCGGACAACACCAUACUUGCCCAACAUUGUCUGACAGACACGUUCGUACACAUGGGCGUCGUGGUAUUUUUUUUUCUAUUAGGCAACAAUCAAAGUCACGGAGCGAGUGAUUGCCGAAGCACCAGAUAGAAGAGCAGCAGCUCUAGAAAAAAAAAACCGUAAAGGUCUGUUGUUGGAUUGGAAGCAGCAAAAACCGAACUCUGGCAGGCGCUGAGAAAGUGUUGUAAUGUAUUCAGUGAAAUUUGUUUUUCUUCAUCAUCAUUGCCGCAAUCGUGGAUAUUUGCCUUGUGAGCAUCACUAGUAGUGCACACUUACCACAGCAGCAGCAGAAAUUUUGUUUGGAUUUUGAUAGUUCCUGGAGCAGAGCAUUUUACGUACUGCGGAAGCGUAGAGCUCUUCCGGAUUUAGGAGUUUUGUCCAAUAGGAGCUAGGAUGAUUGUGCAGGAACCUGUUCAGGCCGCAAUAUGGCACUGUCUGAAUCAUUACAAUUAUCAGGAUGCAAUCUUCCUUGCCGAGCGACUGUGUGCCGAAGUGGACACGGAGGAAAGUUUAUUUCUGCUUGCGACCUGCUACUAUCGUGCCGGUCAGAAACAUCAAGCUCACUGGCUUCUAUCGACGAAGAGUGUCCGUUCGACGCAGUGCCGGUAUCUGCUGUCCAAGUGUGCCUUCGACCUGAAACAAUACUCGGAAGCGGAGCACACGCUCAUCAAUGAUGACCACCUGCGGGUUCGGCAUCUGGACGAGGUGGCGAAAGAAUUCGGUGAUAUUGGGUGCUUCGCGCUGGAGCUGAUAGCGAAGAUUUGCCAAAAGACUGAACGGGCCGGGUUGGCCAACGAUGCCAGCCGGAAGGCGGUGAAGCUGAACCCAUUCAUGUGGCAUUCGUUCGCCGAUUUGUGCAACCGGGGAGAGAAACCAGAUCCCAAUGCUGUGUUCCAGGUGUCCAGUACCGAUGUGUUUGCGACCAGCCAGGCACCACACCCGGCACUCAACUCCUCCGUGGUGUGGUUCGGGAAUGUCGGAACCGGUGGGACAGGUGGAGGUGGUGGUGGAGGAGGAGGAGGAUUGUUCAUUAAUAAUACUGAAAGCGUCGAGCAGCAGCUGAUUAGCGGUGGAAUUUACUCCACUCCCGUGGAUCAGGUUUCGCAGUGUUUAAUACAGAAUCUAAUCACAACGCCAAAUAAUCCUCCACAGCAGCAGCAGCAACAGCCUCAGUUACAGCAGUGUCAAAACAUUAGCAGUAGUAUAGCAAAUAUGAGAAUGGGUGGAGCAAAUCUCAACUCAGACGAGCAGGCGCUAAAUUUUGGCACCGACGUCGGCACGCCUUUCCGUAAGCAACAAUUUAAAUAUCUCGCAGCGAUGAGCCCUACGACGCCUAGCUUCGGCGUUCUACCCAUCCUACACAGUCCUAAUCUGAAUGAGCAGUCGGCUCUAAUAAUGACUCCAUCGCCGCAGCAGCUUUCCUCGGCUACCGGAUUCCAGCAGCAGCAAGGCCAACCAGGUCAGCAACCGACUGGUCAACAGCAGCAAUUCAUCUCCGACUGUGAUCAGCAGAAGAUGGCACUGCUCAGUAGCAAUAAAAAAAUGCGUGGCCAUCACAAUCUUGUAACGAUGGGAAAUAUCAUCAACCGAAAGAAUGACACGCCGGCAACGACGAUGCUGCUACAGCAACAGAGUACAAACACGAAACCGAUAGUGUUUAGCCAGACCGGCAAUCAGCUGACGACGCCGAGGACACCCAAUACGACCGGGGGUGCGCUGCAGGCGCAAAACGUUCGCCGCAGCUCGCGGCUGUUCAGUAACAACAACUACUCGGUGAAGGAGAACACCAAAAGUCCGCAGUUGAACAAUAAAUUUGUUACCCCGCGGUCACCGCCACGAAAGUCGAAGCAGCGAAUCUCGAAGAAUCUAAACAGCAGCGCUGCCAAUCUGCUGGAGAAUGUAGAACGAAAGUCAUCGGUCGGUAGUGACGGGAAGGAGAAGAUUGAAACUAUUACCUCCAACGAGACGUUGAGCGAGAAAGUGUUUAUCAAUAACAGCAUUAACAGCGCCCAGAAAAUGGCACAGCAGGUGCUAGCGAUGAAGAAACAAAGUGCGGACGGAUUGAUGACACUGUUGAGAGAACUGGGACAGGGCUACCUUCGUCUGCAGUGCUACGACUGUGAGAAAGCGAUUGACCACUUUAGCAACGUUCCACCGCAUCACUACAACAGCAGUUGGGUGCAGAGUAUGAUCGCUUUGGCGCAUCACGAAAUGAGGGAGUAUGAGUCUGCUGUUAACAUUUUCCGGGAGAUUCACGAUCGGGAGCCACACCGGCUGCAGUACAUGGAAAUCUACAGCACGGACUUGUGGCACCUGCAGAAGGACGUGGUUCUGUCGGCGUUGGCCCAGGACUUGAUGGCGCAGGACAAGAACUCGCCGAUUACGUGGUGUGUGGCGGGUAACUGCUUCUCCGCUCACAAGGAACACGAGACCGCGAUUAAAUUUUUCUUUCGUGCAAUACAGGUGGACGAAGACUUCCCGUACAGCUACACACUGCUAGGCCACGAGUUGGUCAUGACCGAGGAGCUCGAGAAAGCCCUGUCAAUGUACCGGUACGCGAUCCUGCGAGACUCGCGCCACUACAACGCCUGGUUCGGAAUCGGAACCAUCUUUAGCAAGCAGGAACGGUACGAAUUGGCGGAGCUGCACUAUCGCAAAGCGUUGGCUAUUAAUCCGAAAAAUUCCGUCAUCAUGGUACACAUUGGAGCGAUGCAAUUUUUCCUGAGAAAAACCGAUCAGGCCCUACGGACAAUGAAUGCGGCAAUCGCACUGGAUCCGAAAAAUCCACUAUGCAAGUUUCACCGGGGAUCGAUGUACUUCACGAUGGGUCGGUUUCAGGAAGCGCUGAAGGAGUUGGAAGAACUCAAACAGAUCGUACCAAAGGAAGCCGUCGUUUACUAUGUGAUGGGAAAGAUCUACAAAAAGCUAGGUAACGUAGAUUUGGCUCUGAUGCAUCUCAGCUGGGCAACGGACCUGGGUUCGAAGGGAGCGAACAAUCAGAUUAAGGAUAAUUUUGAUUCGAUCAUGCGGACGCAAGAUGGCGCUGGUGGAGUGGUCAGUGGAUCGACUUCUGCGACGGGAGCAACUGGAUCGAAUAGUGAUGAAGCUGAUGGGGGUGGUAGUGGAGGUGGUGGUGGUGGUAGCGGCGGUGCUAGUGGCGUGAAUAAUGAAGCCGACAUUGGCAGUAGCAGUGCAGAUCCGGACUAUUCGGUCGGCGGGGAGCAGGCCUCUAGCGACGACUCGACCGCUAAUGCACGGAAUGAAUCGAUCGACGUCAUCAGCGGUAAUCUGUACGAUAGUGAUAGUUACUAGAGCAAAUUUGUUUUAUCGUUAGUUUCCUCCCUCUACAAUUUGGAAUAGCUCUUUUUGUAUAGAACGCCUCGACGCGCCCUUCAGAAAUAUUACGAUCUUUCCUUUGUUUUCCCCUUAUCUUCCCUCUUCCGACCCAAUGUUUUUUUUGGUAGGUUCAGUCAGGUGUUUGUAUUGUUUUCACGUUAUAGCUUGAAUGGUCUCCCCCCAACCAAUUGCUGACUGUGUAGAGUAUGUUAACGGAGAUUUCGUUCAUCCCACCACUAUCUGCAACAGUCCAAACACACAUCUGCAUUUGAGCAAACCAAUAGUUGUAUUCUAAAUCAGGUGAAUUAAAAUGUAUCUCUCUAGAGAACAAAAAUAGCCAUUGUGAAUAAAAACAAAAAAAAACAAAUAAUUAGUCUCUAUAAUAGCAAAGACAUACACACGAAUAAAUCAGUAAUUUUGAAUUCGAUUGAAUGUUGAACUACGUCGCUAGCCGAAACCGAGUCGAAUGGACUCCACAGACGUGUAUCCUCCAAGUGAUUCCAGUAAUAAAAUUAACGCUUAGGUUUUCGAAAAGAUAAAAAAAACGCGGUGACCAGAGACAGCAUUCUUUUUAAGCAGUACCUAGUGGAAUCAUCUGAUUCCGCCGAAAUCACAGUAGUAGUGCAAACAACAAACAAAAAAAGCGAUAAAAAUAGGCAAUGUCUGGAGUGUAAUAAUAGUCGAAAGGACGAAAUGAUGAUUUAAAUCGUGUUUAAACGCGAUAAGAGCGGAGAAGCGCCGCAACCAUGAAGGUGUGACAACAAGAAGCAUAAACAGCUUGUUUGUAUGGAAUUAUUUAA